Amyelois transitella is the source of this 531-nucleotide messenger RNA. RefSeq names its product putative ATP synthase subunit f, mitochondrial (gene ATPsynF). NCBI's taxonomy places the organism in Eukaryota, Metazoa, Arthropoda, Insecta, Lepidoptera, Pyralidae. The coding region runs from base 91 to 414 and encodes 107 amino acids. Gene Ontology annotation, molecular function: proton-transporting ATP synthase activity, rotational mechanism. Gene Ontology annotation, biological process: proton motive force-driven mitochondrial ATP synthesis. The transcript is spliced from 4 exons. The record is from RefSeq and is a predicted model, not a curated record.
UCCCUAUUUUCAAAUUGACAGUUUUGACAGCUGCUCCGGAGUCAGUACGAGAAAAUUUCGAGUUUCUGAAUUUCUAAAUUAUUUGUAAUUAUGGGUUUUGGAGACUAUCCGAAAGAGUACAAUCCAGCUGUUCAUGGGCCUUACGACCCAGCUCGUUAUUAUGGAAAGCCUGAUACUCCAUUCGGGCAAGUGAAGAUAAGUGAAUUAGGAGGUUGGUUGGCCCGCAGGAAUAAGACUCCAUCUGCCAUCGCUGGCGCUUUCAGCAGAGCCUGGUGGAGGUGGCAGCACAAGUAUGUGCAGCCAAAGAGAGUCGGCAUGGCUCCUUUUUUCCAGCUUCUUGUUGGGUCCAUGACUUUCUUCUAUGCUAUUAACUAUGGCAAAAUGAAGCACCACAGGAACUACAAGUACCACUAAAAGGCACUGGGAAAUCAAAAAAAUCAUGUAUUUAUGUAACUAAUUACUUGAUGUAUGUUGUUGGUGUAGAAAUCUGAAAUUGGUAAUCCUCCUGCAAUAAAAUAGUUCAAAAAGUUA